UGGCCGUUGCGGCCGCGGCUGCAGUGCUGCGACCGGCCGCCCCGCGACUCGCGUUCCUGAGCGGAGAAGAGGCGCCUGGCUGCGCCCUGCUGCACAGCCCUGCCUACGCCGACGCCGGUGGCCGCGCGACGCGGGCCGCCCCCGGACGCCUGCCCCACAGCCGGAUACGAGCUCCCGGUCGAGUGCCCGAGCGAUAGCGUACGCCAAGGAAUAAGGAGGUGCGUGUUUCUUCACCACCAUUCCACCUUGUGAAACAUGAGCGCUACCCCACGCGAAGAAGCUUAAAAAGAAAGUUUGAAGUGCGACUGCAAGGUUGAUGACUGAGUCAGAUGGAACACUGGCCUAUAUAAUCAAGGUGGGGGAGGCGGCAUGCUGAAGGCGGGCGGGCGCGGCAAACGCGGCCUGUCGCAGCGGUCGCGCGUGCUGCGCGAGCGCGCCGGCCUCAGCUUCUUCCUGGUCGUCAUGUUCUUCGCCGUCUUCGGCGUCAUCGUGCUCACCGAGGUGCUGCUGAUCGACGAGCGCGGCCGCGGCGGCGGCGUCGGCGUCGGCGGCAGGCACGGCGCCGGGUACGCCGGCCGCACGCACGGCUUCGCCGACCGCCCCGACUACGAGGACAACCACGGCCUGCUGCCGCAGGCUGAGGACUACAGCUUCCUGGACAACGGGCAGGUAGCGCACAUCCUCGCCGGUCCGGGCGGUGUGCCGCCGGCGGCGGAGGCGCUCCCUGCUGGACUAGGAGCGGGGGUGGCAGCGGUGGGCGCAGGGUCGAUGGGGGCGGCGGGGGCGGCAGCCGUCGUGGUGGAGGCGGAGCGGCUGCAGGGCCGCGGAGGCGUGCCCCCCGGCUUCGAGGCCCGCCUGCCGCCGCCGGCGGCCAACCUCAGCGCCAAGGACGGCACGUGGCAGAUCGUCUCCGGGACCAGGUACAAGUUCUUCGUGUUCUCGGCCUUCUACGACGCGCGGGACGAGCGCGUGGUGCGCGUUAUCGGCGCCACCAAGACGCGCGGCCCUGAGCGCGUGUGGUGCCGCCUGUGGUACCCGCCCGCCAACGCCACCGCCACCAACGCCACCAGCCUGCCCUCCGUCUCCGUGCCCGCCAAGGUCAAGGUGAUCCGCGAGAACUGGAACCUGAAGUACAGCGCGUGCUUCGUGCUGUGCCCGCUGGGCCGCAACCUGAGCGCGCCCUCCUCGGUGUCGGUGGUGAGCCGGCUGCGGCUGCCGCCCGCCAACCGCCUGCUGGUGCGCAACACGCCGACCGACCCCGAGCUGCGCAACGGCUCCGCGCAGGGGCAGCCGCAGCAGCAGCCGCCGACGCCGCCGGAGGGACUCGCCGUCUGCGUCAAGCCGCUGCACUUCUCCUACAACCAGGCGCUGCAGCUGGUGGAGUUCCUGGAGCUGAACUCGGUGCUGGGCGCGCGCCACUUCACGCUGUACAACCACACGCUGGGCCCGGCCGUGGACUGCGUGCUGCGCGACUACGUGGCUCGCGGCACCGUCACGCUGCUGCCCUGGCAGCUCAACAUGGCCUCGCAGAAGGAGAUCCGCACCGAGGGCCUGUUCGCCGCGCUCAACGACUGCCUCUACCGCAGCAUGUACCGCUACUCGCACGCCGCCCUCAUAGACCUCGACGAGUUCAUCAUCCCGCGCCACAACGACACCAUCCCCCAGCUGCUCAGGUGGCUGGGCACGCGCCUCAACACGCGCGCCACCGGCUCCUACUCGUUCCAGAACGCCUUCUUCUACCUGCAGUGGCCGGACGACGCGGAGGCGGCCGCCGGCUCGUCGCUGCUGACGCUGCGCAAGACGCGCCGGCGCGCCAAGCUGCACCCGCACAAGCAGCGCUCCAAGUACGUGUGCCGGCCCGAGCUGGUGGUCGAGGCGGGCAACCACUUCGUGUGGGAGCUGGCGCCCGGCCACGGCACGCUCAACGUGCCCGCCGACGCCGCCAUCCUGCACCACUACCGCGUCUGCGAGUUCGGCGGCGACGACUGCGUCAAGACGCCGUCGGUGGUGGACCGCACCGUGCACCGCUACCGCCAGAGGCUGGAGGCGCGCGUGCUGGCCCGCUGGCGGCAGCUCAGGGACCGCUGCCACCUGCCGCAGUUCCAGGUGUCCUCGGCGGCCUCGGUCACCAGCUAGCGGCCCGCCGCUCCGGCUGAAGCGACUCCCCACGGCCUCGCAGCUCUCCCGCCCCGCUGACAGCUGCGGGCUGGGCGUAUCCAUAGGCAUUUCGCCAAACGCGGGUCAGGCAGACUGGAACCAACUCAGGUAGUAGCAAUGCGAAGUACUGGACUACGGGAAGGUGGCCUAUAUACUCCGAGGGAAGACAGACUCUACCUCUGCGGUUUCAUCAGGAAAGCACGGAAUGCACUGAAAGCAGAAUCCGAUUAUUCUAAAAUAUAUUACCUGGAGCGACCUGCCGAGAUUUGUUGGUCUCGCAAGCAUGCUCUCCCAGAGUCUCCUGCUGUACGAAAGAUGUACAAUUGAUAUAUGAGGCUUUAAAUAUCCUCUUCCCUAUAUAACUCGUACAUUAAGUGUUGUCCAGAACAGACCUAAUAUUCAUGAACUGCUUCUGCUUCAUAUUACAAAAUGUGUGUUGGCCUAUUAAUGACUAAAGUGACCUACAAAUUUUCAAUCUACACAUAUUAUUUUCUAGUACACACUGACACUAAACAAGGUCGUAAAUCAUUCUAGUUUCCUCGCAGAUACGUAGAUCUUUUCGUGAUAAGUUUAAUACUUUUUUGUUGUUAAAACAACAAUGUUUGUUGUUGUUGUGGUCUUCAGUCCUUAGACUGGUUUGAUGCAGCUCUCCAUGCUACUCUAUCCUGUGCAAGCUUCUCCAUCUCCCAGUACCUACUGCAACCUACAUCCUUUUGAAUCUGCUUAGUGUAUUCAUCUCUUAGUCUCCCUCUACGAUUUUUACCCUCCACGCUGCCCUCCAAUACUAAACUGGUGAUCCCUCGAUGUAUCAGAACAUGUCCUACCAACCGAUCCCUUCCUCUAGUCAAGCUGUGCCACAAGCUCCUCUUCUCCCCAAUUCUAUUCAAUGCCUCCUCAUUAGUUAUGUGAUCUACCCAUCUAAUCUUCAGCAUUCUUCUGUAGCACCACAGUUCCAAAGCUUCUAUUCUCUUCUUGUCUAAACUAUUUAUCGUCCACAUUCCACUUCCAUACAUGGCUACACUCCAUACAAAUACCUUCAGAAACGACUUCCUGGCAUUUAAAUUUAUACUCGAUGGUAACAAAUUUUCCUUCUUCAGAAACGCUUUCCUUGCCCUUACCAGUCUACAUUUUAUAUCCUAUCUACUUCGACCAUCAUCAGUUAUUUUGCUCCCCAAAUAGGAAAACUCCUUUACUACUUUAAGUGUCUCAUUUCCUAAUCUGCAAUAGCGUUAUUGUAUCCCAACAUUAAGAACUCCACGUUCUAAAUCCCUACUUCCGUGUUUCUUCUUGGGGUUUCCCCAAUUCAUCCACAAUGAAUGCCGGUAUGUUCCCUUUAGAAAAGGACACGCCAGUUUCUUUCUUCCUAUUUGCUGUCUUCAAGCGUGAGCUCUUCCCCUAAUGACCCCAUUGCCGUCUUUCGCGUUAUUCUAGCUUUUGUAGGCACCGCUUGCCCUAGGCAAUACUCCAUCUAUACUUCGCACAAUAUAAGAACUUCCCUGGCAGCUGAUUGCUUUGUUGCCAGCUUACUGCUGCUCGUGGUGCUAUGUACGGAAGCACAAGACUAAAAACAAUUGUCGUCUACAGAGAUGCAACAACACCGAGGUGUUGCCGUAAGUCGCGUUACGCUAGUUGCUGUGGCACACACACGAGGCAGCCGCGUCAAGCUAACUUUAACAGUCUGGCCUCUUCUUUCGCUGCACAGAUUUCAGAACACGCUACAUUUCUGUGAUGAGAUGCCGUUCCCGUCUCUACUCGGUCACAUCAUUCUAAGUUGGAGCGGAAAACCGCCUACGAAUUCUGCCUAGGAAUCUCUUAAAUUUCCUUCUCUGUGCCUGCGCAAGUGUGCGUUUUUUACUUUUAAGCCCGGCAUUCGUCGUGAUUCAUGAGUGACUCCAUAAGAAUACAUAAUUCUGGCAAGCCCAUGUACCACAUCUAAGGGUAGUCGCUACAAUGUACAGGUGCUACUCGGUACCUAUGUCACCACACUCCCGUGUCUACAGUAUGGUACCAUAGGUACUGCACUAUUAAAUGCCCGAACAUUUCUCAUUUUUCUUCGUUUGUGUUCACUGAAUACUCAUUAUACCUCAGAAACUGAAUGUGUUAAAUGUUAAGUUAUAUUACAUACGGUACACGCACUUUUUCCUCGCUAUUACGAAUCCGGUACAAUCAUGUCCGACUUUCUGUCUUCACAAUUAUUUCCUCGACAGCGAUGUCAAUAAGUUUUCCAUUGAGAUCCACUUCAUGUUGGCUUUAAGUAUCCGUUGUUUAUUUUGGUUCAAGAACAAUCUAUCUGAGCCUAAUGCUGGCAAAAAUGAAUCUCAAAUAUCAGUGGCCUAACGAGACGAAUUUUACACACAACUCUGCUCAUUUGAGUCAGCCUCCAGAAACUAAAAUACAGUUGCAGAAUUAAAUGGGUAAAUGACAGUUUUUAAGACUUCUUUGUUCUCUGAAAAUGAUACGAAAGUGCGAAGCCUGGCAUUAAUUGUUUAUGCCUCACAGUUAUAAUUUACAUUAUGGUUUAAAAUAGUGGGCUACUUGUACUGGGUUAUGUUCAGUUUUGAACUUAUCACUGUAUCGGCACCGCCGCAAGACCUUUCUUCAAUGUUGUUUAUUCACUGACAUUAAAUGAAUUUUGUGGUCUGACUCCUUGUCUCGUACAGCCUAUAUUACUAAGUAAAAAUCCGAAAUAAUAAUGAUAGAAAAUGCACUAUCGAAUCAAAGAUAGUUGACAUAAAUGAAAAUCUUGGAUCUAUUCAUAUAGGCGGUCACAACAAAGACUUUGCACCAAGUGUGUGAAGACUAUUACCGCAGUUGCGCUGUAACUAUGAUAACAUCAUAUUUUUUGUAAAUAAAAAUGUCCUGCACUCUGUUUUAUUUUCCCAGGCGCGUUUCGCCUUUUUCACUUUAAGGCAUCAUCAGUGGGAUAUAUAAUGAUGCAAUUAUGACACACUUUUGAUUUGUUAUUUAUUAUUAGCAGAUUAUAAAAUAGUUCACUUCUCGCAUUUUAUGUAAAUAAGUGAUUACUUGCAGUUCUUCCUGUUUUUGGUUGCCAUCGGUAACGUGGAUGUCACACUACCACUAUAUUUAAAAAACAUGCAGGAAGAAACGUAAAGAAUCCCUUAUUUACAUAAAUAAUGAGAAGUGAACUGUUUUAUAAUCUACGAAUACGACAUAUCAAAAGAGAAGUGUAUCAGAAAUGUAGCAUAGUUCCCACUAAAGACGCCUCAAAGUGAAAAAAGGCAAAACGCGUCUGGAAAAAUAACACACAGUGAAGCAAGACAAGGCGCUUUUAUUUACAAAACAAAUAUUACUGUGCUUGCUGUGGAGAAUGGCCACGCAAAGAAACUCGUUAUGAAAACGUCGUUUUUGCAGUUAAUGCCACUAACUCCAUACGAUCAUCUGCAAGAUUCUAAAUACCUGAUUGUCAUAUAACUCAUUGGUCCACAAAAUUUUUCACAAAAGAGAAACAUGGAAAAUUUUAUAACAGAUCUCUGUACCGUUACUGCAUUGUUAACACAUUUUGAACCGAGAUUGAACUUCACGUGUCUUUUCAAACUGAAUAUACAUUUUUGACAAUCAGUCGGUGUCGUCCAGAUAACUGGCCACAGUUAAAGUUCGCAAUUUCAAACUUUACUCUUCUCUGCAGAUUUAUGUCCUCAAACAGGCCUAUUGCACCAGAGAGCAGGUGUAUAGUGUUCGGUCUUUGAAUGGGCUUAAGUGCUGCCCAGUUUAAACUUCAGUCCAGUACUGGGACCAAACGAGAGGCUGAAUUCUGCCCCACUUCGGAUUGGUCUGUUCCCCUAAGAUGUAUAACUGCGUCCUUUCGCCUUUUCAGUUUUCUUCUUUCAGGAUAUUCAAAAUAGUCAUAUUUCGUUGAGGAGACGAAUUUGCAAUCCUUCCGUUCUAUCUUGCCAUAAUUGACGAAGAAUUCUAUCAUAGUUCUUUCUACACUGCCUACUUAGUAGGCACCAGGACAGACGCUUCGCAGCAGUCUGCAACAACUGCCAGGAAAAGAGGAAUACAUAUAUCACAUGUGCAAAUUUAUCCACUAUCGAUGUUCUGUCCCACAAUUCAGUUUACUCUGUACAACCCAAGAAGCAAAGAAACAACAUCCUACUCAAGAAAUAUCUAAAUAAAACAUCCUUUUUUAUAAAACCACUUUCGUACAGUUCUCACUCUUGCGCGUAGCACCGGCCUAGAAACAACACAAAACAAAAAACUUCGCAAGCGUGUGCACCGUUUAGAGAAACUAUUUUGUCUCAAAUGAAGAAAAUGUUCAGGGAAAAUAGCCCUUGCGUCCGAUCCUAGUCAUAAAAGAAAAGUGGAAUUAUUCGGUAAUGGGUGCAAAAUCUCACACUGUCUUACAUCAUAUAGCUCGACGUAUCCCGCGAACAGUAUGGCAACACUACUUUAACGUACCUCUUGCAGUGUUGUGUGUGAACUUGAACUAUUCUUGAUAAAUAUAAUUAUAGUCCUCUGCAAAAUGAUCUGAUGAGCGUCUGAUUUAGAAUAACUUCGUUUCAUGAGAGAUCUUUAUUCUCUUUCUACUUUUCAUCUCGACUUUCAUUAAGGAAACUGGUGGUUAAAAAAAGCUGUGGUUUACUGUUGCGGAAAAGAUAUACAACGCUGCUGCUGUUGAAAAUCUUUGAACAUUUUGGUGUCACAGACACAGAGGACUGAAGUUUUGUCUGUGUACAUUAAGAUAUGUCAAAAUAAUCAUGCAUAUCUGUUUCUAUGGACCUAAUGUGUGCUUUUAAUUGUUCGAUAUUUUCAUGUGCUGUGUAAACAAUAUUAACUGUGUGAAAAUCGUUUUAAUUUUGUAUUUUAAAAUGAGAUUUUGUUUUAUAAGUGUUUAUUUUUUAUUUCAAAGUGAUGCUGUAAGAAAAAAACUGAACCAAAUAUUCACGAUAAAUACGUUUAUUCCUCUCGGUUUUGAGGAGGAAUUUAUUUUCUGUGAUUUUGCCUUGUUAAUUUUGCACAUAUGUCGGUAUAAAUAAUUGUACAACAUU
Messenger RNA from Schistocerca gregaria, 7166 nucleotides. RefSeq lists its product as uncharacterized. The transcript is spliced from 11 exons. The coding region runs from base 370 to 2136 and encodes 588 amino acids. Lineage: Eukaryota; Metazoa; Arthropoda; Insecta; Orthoptera; Acrididae. The record is from RefSeq and is a predicted model, not a curated record.